UGACGUCUAGGAGGAAUUGGAAUGCUCCCAUCUCCGAACGUCACGCUUCUACUACUCCUACUACCGUCUUCUACCUCUUCUUCUCUCUCAUUGUUUGUUUUUUCCUUAAUGGCGGAACAUCUUCUAGCUGACCGUUUAAAGAAAGAAGCUCUGCUUUCGAGGUGGGUCUGUUGAAUAUUUCGGAGGUAGACAGAAAAUUCGUGUACUAAAAUAGUUUUCUAAUAGACAGGAACUUGUGCAAUUCAAUUAGCCAGCCAAAGUCAAAAAGGAUUCGGUCAUUCGAUCUCCGAAGGGUUCCUGUAUUAGGGUUUUCUCGCCCGGCCCUCUGAAUUUCGGCUUCUGGGUAUUGUUCAAAUGUUGCAAAUUAGUGUUUUUGAUGGUGAAUUUUCGUCAUCAAGACCAGUGUGAACUGGGGUUUGUUUUUACUUGCAAAUUUUUUUUUUUUGGGGGGGGGGGGGGUUGGUUUGGGGUUUUACCUGAUUGUAGUUUGAAGAAAAGCGGGGGGUUUGGUGAUUUCUCUCAGUUUCGCUUCGUAAUUGUGCAAGCUUUGGAAGAUUGACGUUUCUGUGCUGGCGGUGAUGAUGGUGCUUUAUGGGUAGUAGAACAGCGAAGGUUGGCGCAGAAGAUGAUAGUCAACUUGCGGCCAGGAUGCCGAGCUUCGUUCCGCCAAUAACCGUUUCCAAUUCCAUUUUCAGUGCUAUAGAAGGAAAUACUACUCAUACCUCUCGAAUAUCUGACUUUGGGGCUCUUGAUCAGUCCCUUGGGGUUCGUAUAGAGGAUGCUGUUGACCUUAGCAGAAACCCUGUAUUUAAUCCGACUAAAUCAACCAGCCCAGCAGUAGGACCUGACUUCCAGUUUGGUAUAUUUAAUAAGCCACCAACGUCCUCCAGCACUCCAGGAUCUCAGACACUUCAACUGCAACAGGGACCGCAACAAAACCUGGUUUUUACAUCCAUUGCUCUUCAGGAUAAUCGUGCAGAGCCCAUUAUGGCAGAUGCCAGUCCUAGAACUGAUACAUCAACAGAUGGGGAUACAGAUGACAAGAAUCAAAGGUAUGAAAUGGGUCAAUCAACUGCUCUUGUGGUCUCUGAUUCCAGUGACAAAUCAAAGGAAAAAUCAGAUCAGAAGACACUACGGAGGCUUGCUCAAAAUCGCGAAGCUGCCAGAAAAAGCCGAUUGAGAAAAAAAGCAUAUGUACAACAGCUGGAGAGCAGUAGGCUGAAGUUGACCCAACUUGAGCAAGAGCUGCAGCGAGCCCGCCAGCAGGGCAUAUUCAUUUCAAGCUCAGGAGAUCAAUCCCAUUCAAUGAGUGGAAAUGGGGCCUUAGCAUUUGAUGUAGAAUAUGCACGGUGGUUAGAAGAGCAGAACAGACAGAUUAACGAACUGAGAGCAGCCGUCAACUCACAUGUGGGUGACACUGAACUUCGCACUAUUGUAGACAGUGUUACAGCACACUUUGAUGACAUUUUCAGGCUGAAAGGCGUUGCAGCAAAGGCUGAUGUGUUCCACAUCUUGUCAGGAAUGUGGAAGACACCUGCAGAGCGGUGUUUUCUGUGGAUUGGUGGCUUCCGCUCUUCUGAACUCCUCAAGCUUCUUGUGAACCAAUUGGAACCUCUAACGGAGCAGCAGUUAAUGAGCAUCUACAAUUUGCAACAAUCAUCACAGCAAGCAGAAGAUGCCCUUUCUCAAGGGAUGGAAGCCUUGCAGCAAUCUCUGGCUGAGACACUGGCUAAUGGCUCGCCUGGACCAUCAGGGUCGUCUGGUAAUGUGGCAAACUAUAUGGGACAAAUGGCCAUGGCCAUGGGAAAGUUGGGAACUCUGGAGGGUUUCCUCCGCCAGGCUGAUAAUCUGCGUCAACAAACACUACAACAAAUGCACCAUAUAUUGACAACUCGACAGUCGGCCCGUGCCCUUCUUGCUAUUAAUGAUUACUUCUCCCGGCUACGAGCCCUUAGUUCUCUCUGGCUUGCUAGGCCACGAGAGUGAAAAACUUUGGGCCCCCCUCUCAUGAAAAUCAUCCUGAACACAACACACUACACUGGUGCUGAUCAGCAGACGAGAUCAAGCUGCACCAAUGCGAUUCUAAUUCCCUCCUGGGCAAGAUAUUUCAUUACUCUACCCUUGGGUCCAUUUGGGGUGCUGUGCAGCGAGGUUACAGUUUCAUGUACCUAACCCCGCUCCCUUCUGCACUUGUAACAUCAUGUAUGUACAUUAAGCUGUUGUAUGCCCAUUUCUUUUGUUCAGUACAAUGGUCCCAAUAAUAAUUAUCUGAUCAUGUUGCCCUUUAUAGUACGAUAGUCAGAAUGGGUAGCAUAGGUGAUAUAAGAAUAUAGUUCCCAGAUGUUGAUUUGUAUACCAUACUUCGUAUCUAUUGUGAAGAAUUCCGUCUUACAGACAAUGAUUUUCCCUCUUCUGGUUAAAAUUAUAAAAUCAUUUGCAUUGUGAAUUUUAA
Malania oleifera is the source of this 2452-nucleotide messenger RNA. Its product is annotated as transcription factor TGAL1-like. Gene Ontology annotation, biological process: DNA-templated transcription; regulation of DNA-templated transcription. Bases 592 to 1986 code for a protein of 464 amino acids. The record is from RefSeq and is a predicted model, not a curated record. NCBI's taxonomy places the organism in Eukaryota, Viridiplantae, Streptophyta, Magnoliopsida, Santalales, Ximeniaceae. The transcript has 11 exons. Gene Ontology annotation, molecular function: DNA-binding transcription factor activity; sequence-specific DNA binding.